CGACAGCAGUUCAUCCUUGUGGCAUCUCUACUUGAUCGUAUACCCAACCUUGCUGGACUAGCACGAACAUGUGAGGUGUUUAAAGCGGCUGGUUUAGCUGUUGCGGAUGCAAAUAUAGUAAAUGACAAGCAGUUCCAACUUAUCAGUGUGACAGCUGACAAGUGGGUUCCCGUUGUGGAAGUCCCAGUAAGUAAUCUGAAAGUUUUCUUACAGAAAAAGAAGAGAGAGGGUUUUUCUAUCUUGGGUUUGGAGCAAACUGCAAACAGUAUACCUCUUGACCAGUAUAUCUUCCCUAAAAAGACGGUCCUGGUUCUGGGCCGUGAGAAGGAGGGUAUACCAGCGGAGAUAAUCCAUAUUCUGGAUGCCUGUAUUGAAAUCCCUCAGUUGGGAGUUGUUAGGUCGCUCAAUGUUCAUGUCAGUGGUGCCAUUGCUCUCUGGGAGUAUACUCGACAGCAGAGAUCCGUAUAGUGCUUCUGUUCUUUCACAAGCCAGACAAAUUGUUGAAAGAAAGAUCCAACUCCACCAGACCAUUCGAGCUCGAGCACAGAGACCCAGCAAGCUGGGAUGGUAUUUCGCCAUAAAAAUCAUUCUUAGACAGAUACAAGAACUUCACAGACCCGACUGGAAGAGCCGGGACUGUGCCAGUGAACUGGUUGCUGGUGAGGUUCAAGAAGGAGAUGCUCUUGCCGGAGGAAAGAGAAAUCACAGUAACCCCCCUCUUUCUCUCUCUCUAUGUGCCUGAGACUAUCCCAAGAACAAGUGGUGUCCGUCUCUCUCUCUCCACUCAAGACACCCACCCUUACCAUACUCCACUCAUUCUCUCUCAGUGGUCUACCUUUUCUUUUUAUUAUUAUUAUUAUUAUUAUAUCAAAUAAUCAAUAC
Camellia sinensis is the source of this 882-nucleotide messenger RNA. RefSeq lists its product as uncharacterized. The record is from RefSeq and is a predicted model, not a curated record. Gene Ontology annotation, biological process: tRNA methylation. Lineage: Eukaryota; Viridiplantae; Streptophyta; Magnoliopsida; Ericales; Theaceae. Gene Ontology annotation, molecular function: RNA binding; tRNA (guanine) methyltransferase activity.